CGUAAGUGUUGUCACGACCUACCGGCUAUAUUGCCGAAGCUGAUGGUCGAGCUUAGGCCGAGAAGGAGGAGGCUUGAAAAAGUAUACAAGAAUCGUACGAGAAGAGGAUGACGGUAUUGGAAGAACAGAUAGUUACCUUGAGAAGGCCGAAGGAUGAUGCAGUGAGCGAGGCUGACGCAUGGAAGUUAGAAGCACAGAGGCCCGACAACAAGAGGGGCAACAUCACUAUUGGAGUGACACCGACAACCCAGGCUAGGGUACGAUAAAAAAUCGCUCCUGUACCAACCUCCGCUCCAAGGAAGAAGAUGGCGGCUGAAGAUUAUCAUGCGUUCGCUCUGCAGCAUGAAGAGGAGGUUAACCUUUUGCAGGAUAUGCGUGCCAAAGAGGUGGAGCGAAGGAAGGAAGCGGAGCUGGAAGCCGAACAGUUGAAAGAAAAACUCGAUAGAUUGGAGAUUGAGAGGGCAGAGAAGAUGAAGACGACUGGUACUUGUUUACGAGCUCGCCUGGAAGUUGUCAUUGACGACACCCCUGGCCCUUCAUUCAGGGGCAAGAAGAAGGCUACGACGACGAAGAACGAUAAUGCGACAAAGAUUGAUAAACUGAAGAACGACAAGGAGGUUUUUGUUAAGUCCAACCAUCUCGAUUUGAGACCUUUGAAGAAAGAUGCAGUGCAAGCUAUCUGUGAGAAGGAGGGAGUCCAGUACACACCACUGGACAAGGCGAAGGAGGAUAUUGUGAAAGCGAGAUUAGCAAGGGCAUUUGGUACCAGUAUCGAAGAGAUAACCAGGCAGAAUGGGGUCGGGAUUGAAGAAAUUUCUGACGACAAUACCGCGGUAAGUACCGACUUAGGUAAGACCGCCGACGGUGAAGACGAGGUUUCUUAGUGUCUGUUCCGGACGCGGCUUGGCUUUGGAAUUUAGCACAACGAUGUAGUGUUGCUCGAAGUACAACUAGU
This is a messenger RNA of Chara braunii, 955 nucleotides long. Lineage: Eukaryota; Viridiplantae; Streptophyta; Charophyceae; Charales; Characeae. The record is from the annotation of a GenBank genome assembly.